GGCCUGCGGCGCGCGCGGCGGGGUGGACGCCGGUUCCGGUCGCGAGCGCGCUCCGGUUUCCCCGCGUCGCAGCGGCUGGCAGCGCCAUGGCGGCGGCCGCGUGGAUGCCUACGGUUUCUCGGUUGCUAGGUGCUUUCAAAAACCAAAAACAGGUGACCAGAAGUUUUGGUAGUGCUGUGCAAACAGUAACUUUAAUCCCAGGAGAUGGCAUAGGACCUGAGAUUUCUGCUGCUGUCAUGAAGAUCUUUGAUGCUGCCAAAGCCCCUAUUCAGUGGGAAGAGAGGAACGUUACAGCUAUCCAAGGACCAGGAGGAAAGUGGAUGAUACCUCCUGAUGCCAAAGAAUCCAUGGAUAAAAACAAAAUGGGAUUAAAAGGGCCUUUAAAAACCCCAAUUGCUGCAGGGCACCCAUCAAUGAAUCUGCUUCUGCGCAAAACCUUUGACCUUUAUGCGAAUGUCCGCCCCUGUGUCUCAAUUGAAGGAUACAAAACCCCAUACACAGAUGUAAACAUUGUCACAAUUCGAGAGAACACAGAAGGCGAAUACAGUGGAAUUGAGCAUGUGAUUGUUGAUGGUGUUGUGCAAAGUAUCAAGCUAAUCACAGAAGAAGCAAGCAAGCGAAUUGCAGAAUUUGCUUUUGAGUACGCUAGAAAUAAUCAGAGAAGUCAUGUUACUGCUGUGCACAAGGCAAAUAUUAUGAGAAUGUCUGAUGGGCUUUUUUUGAGAAAAUGCCGGGAGGCAGCGGAAAACUGUAAAGAUAUUAAAUUUAAUGAAAUGUAUCUGGAUACUGUGUGUCUGAAUAUGGUUCAAGAUCCAUCACAAUUUGAUGUGCUUGUUAUGCCAAAUUUGUAUGGUGACAUCCUCAGCGACUUAUGUGCUGGAUUGAUUGGGGGUCUUGGAGUAACACCAAGUGGAAAUAUUGGUGCUAAUGGAGUCGCAAUUUUUGAAUCGGUUCAUGGAACUGCUCCAGACAUUGCAGGAAAGGACCUGGCAAAUCCAACUGCUCUUCUUCUGAGUGCCGUAAUGAUGUUGCGUCAUAUGGGACUGCACAAACACGCCACGAAAAUUGAAACAGCUUGCUUUGAUACAAUUAAAGAUGGAAAGGUCUUGACAAAAGACUUGGGAGGUAACGCGAAGUGUUCAGAAUUCACAGAGGAGAUCUGCCGCAGAGUACGGGACACAGACUAAACUUUGCUCAUACUACUUGUAAUAACUCCUGAAGGACACAUCAUACAAACUACACUAUAUGUAACUUGAUAUCCAUAUGCAUAUAGUUUGCGUAUUCUUCAGAGAUUAAACUUUUGAGUUAGGGCCUCUCCAUUAAUAAAUAUGGCCCAAAAGGCUACAAAUGAUGCUUGUGCCUGCUUUCAGUGGACUUUUCUAAGUGCUUUGUUGUAUUUAUUUGUUUCUAUCUGGUGAACUUUUUAUGUCCAAGUGAAUUAUUUUAUUGUCAUUGUAACUGUCUACCAUUUUCCAUUUCAAUUAAACGGUUUUUACUUUACUGGAAGAAAAGCUGUGUAAAUAUAACGAUAACAGAAUUGGUAAAUUGUAAAGGCACCUUAAUGUUUAAAACCUAGUUUAUUGGUCUCACUGAAAUGUAAAAGAUAAAUAGGUUUUCAGCCUAACAAUAGCACAAAAUGAUCUUUACAAAAAGAAACGGGUAUAACAUAAUUUAAAUAGCAAUUUUGCGUUAAAAGCAAUGAAGAAAUACUUUUAAGUGCUCUGGCGAUCCAUGGAAUACAACUUUGUUCUCCAAGGGUAUAAAGAAAUGAAAAAUUCUAGAGACUUAGAAACCAGCUAUAGAUGAGAAAUAAUGUUGAAGUAAAAUUAUCUUUCAAAGCUAACUAUCCAAAUAAUUCUUUUAAGUUUUCCUCUCUGAAACAUACUUUAAUGUACAGCAGAGUUCUCCUAAUGAAGAGUAAGUUAUACAAAUUUAUUUCUGGUAUAUAUUGUGAGGAGGAAAGCAUUAACUUUGCAAAUCUAUACAAAAUACUUCAUUCAGGAUUCAGACUUCAGCUGAAAUGCUUUUUGUAUUCUACUUUGCUUUUAUGCAGUCUGUUCAAUGUGUCUUACUGUAUUGGCUAAGAAGUAUAGUCUAGAAACUCUGAAUAUAAUGGACUAAACCUAAAGGGAUUGAGAGAGAUCAAAGGUUUGGCUCUAGUGCCAAGGUUCCAGAAGUACCUUUCAUCCCUAUUCCAGGGGCUCUGAGACUUAAUGAGUGCAAAAGCAACCCCCCCCCCCCUUUUUAUUCAUAUAUGGGAGAUAGAAACGUGUGUUAUUCUUACCUGGAUGUCUUAAGAUACGCUUAGUACAUCCUACAAGAAAAUGCACAUUUUAAAGUUCCUAGCUAUAGGACAGGAUUAUCACUACUGCCAGAAAUGGCUUCUUAGAGCUUAAUUCCAUUAAUACGCAUUACUCCACUUAGUUACUUUCUUUUAAGACUGUUUAGGCUGGUUGUUGCAGAAGUAAAAUCCCCCCGACUUAAUUUCAUCUAGUGUCACUCUAUAACAUAAGCAUCCCAACCUUGUGUACAGUUCAACAACAUGUGUUAGGAAAGGGAAAAGAGCUUUUUUUGUGUGUGCACUCUGUGCUUGGACAAUAGGGUAACAUUUCCUUCUGUGGGAUUCAAAAGAUACAGUGAUCUCAGAAUUUUAGCUGAAUUUGAAUGCAUAUACUCUUGCUGCUGCUUCCUUUAGCUUAUUCUAGUUAAAGAACUUCUGAGUUACUGUAACGCACAACAUGGAAAAAAAUAAAAGACUUUUCAAAGUCCUA
Molecule: messenger RNA, 2771 nt
Organism: Rhea pennata
Lineage: Eukaryota; Metazoa; Chordata; Aves; Rheiformes; Rheidae
Gene: IDH3A
Product: isocitrate dehydrogenase (NAD(+)) 3 catalytic subunit alpha
Exons: 11
Coding region: 87-1187 (366 amino acids)
Biological process (GO): isocitrate metabolic process; tricarboxylic acid cycle
Cellular component (GO): mitochondrion
Molecular function (GO): magnesium ion binding; NAD binding; isocitrate dehydrogenase (NAD+) activity
Source: RefSeq, a predicted model, not a curated record